This is a messenger RNA of Pungitius pungitius (ninespine stickleback), 1877 nucleotides long. It is a transcript of the gene atg4b, whose product is annotated as autophagy related 4B, cysteine peptidase. The record is from RefSeq and is a predicted model, not a curated record. Gene Ontology annotation, molecular function: protein-phosphatidylethanolamide deconjugating activity. Bases 95 to 1273 code for a protein of 392 amino acids. Lineage: Eukaryota; Metazoa; Chordata; Actinopteri; Perciformes; Gasterosteidae. The transcript is spliced from 13 exons.
CUCCUGGCAAACACCUCAGCAGGACACUGCUCCCAUUGGUCCGCCCGGUCAGAGUCUGGAGAACAACAAACCAGCUAGGGUGAAGACCGUCGGGAUGGAUGCAGCAACCUUGACAUACGACACACUUCGCUUUGGAGAGUUUGAAGAUUUUCCCGAGACCUCAGAGCCUGUGUGGAUCUUGGGGAAAGAAUAUAAUGCACUCACAGAAAAAGAUGCGAUUUUAUCAGACGUCACUUCACGACUGUGGUUCACAUACAGAAAAAACUUCCCACCCAUUGGUGGGACAGGACCAACGUCAGACACAGGAUGGGGAUGCAUGUUACGGUGCGGCCAGAUGAUCCUAGGCGAGGCCUUGGUGUGUACACACGUAGGCAGAGAUUGGAGAUGGGCCAGAGGCCAGGAACAAAGAGAAGAGUACAUCAGUAUUCUCAAUGCCUUCAUCGACAAGAAAGACAGCUAUUAUUCCAUCCAUCAAAUCGCCCAAAUGGGAGUUGGAGAGGGAAAGCCCAUAGGCCAGUGGUAUGGACCGAACACAGUGGCCCAGGUUCUAAAGAAGCUGGCGGUGUUUGAUACGUGGAGCAGACUGGUCGUACACGUGGCGAUGGACAACACCGUGGUCAUCGAGGAGAUCAAGCGCCUCUGCAUGCCUUGGCUGGACGCCGCCUGUUGCGAACCGGAGGGCGCCGGGGAGCUCAACGGCUGCCGGGAGGGGGCGUGUGCGCUGGCGGAGGAGGAGACGGCCCUCUGGAAGCCUCUGGUCCUACUCAUCCCCCUCAGGCUGGGCCUGAGCGACAUAAACGAGGCCUACAUCGAAACCCUCAAGCAAUGCUUCAUGCUGCCUCAGUCGCUGGGUGUUAUUGGGGGGAAACCCAACAGUGCCCAUUACUUCAUUGGUUAUGUCGGAGAAGAACUCAUCUAUUUAGACCCGCACACCACUCAGCCUGCGGUGGAUCCAUGCGACGACGGCCAGGUCCCCGACGAGACGUACCACUGUCAGCACCCGCCCUGCCGCAUGCACAUCUGUGAGCUGGACCCAUCCAUCGCAGCGGGUUUCUUCUGCAGAACAGAGGACGAGUUUGACGACUGGUGUAUGCGCAUAAGAAGGCUGUCCUGCAACAGAGGGGGCCUGCCCAUGUUUGAACUGGUGGACAGUCAGCCCUCUCACAUGGUCAGCGUGGAUGCCCUCAACCUUACUCCUGAUUUCUCCGACUCGGACCGGUUGGAGCGCUUCUUUGAUUCAGAAGACGAGGAGUUUGAGAUCCUUUCCCUGUGAGGAACACACGAACAAUGAUUUACUAUUGUGGACAGUCGGCGCGAAAGAUUCUCUGUAUCAGAAGGGGAAGCCUGAAGGGGACAAAUAUUAACUCAAGACCUCUUGAGCCCGUCCAGCUCCAAUGGUGUGGUCAGUGUGUGUGUGUGUGUGUGUGUCUGUCACACAGCGUUCUUCACCGCUCUGUGUGUGCGUCGACCCCUCACAGAAGCCGGAGCCGGAGCUCAGGAUAAAUUCUGUAUGCACAUCACCACAUCGCGCGCGCGUUUCCAUUCGAGUCUUAACACUUUAAAUGUUUAUUCUGAAGUGAUAUGGUGCCUUUUCCUGACUCCAGAAGUUAAAUUGCCAUAACAGUUUUAUGUUGUAUAGAAACCCCAAUGGCUUAAACGCGGUUUGUCACUAACAGCUCCAGUCUGGAACGGCCUGCAAUGAAACCAAAUCAAAUCUGCAGACGAUUUGCAUUAACUGUUCAUGCAAAGUAUCCUUGCCAUGUUUGAAAGAAACUCAUGCGCUACUUCAUUUGAAAGAUUAUUUAUUUAAUCAACGCUGCAUAAAGAAUACACAUGUAAAGAGGUUAGAAAAAAUAAAGUCAGCAUCUGGUAUUUGA